Molecule: messenger RNA, 2236 nt
Organism: Glycine soja
Lineage: Eukaryota; Viridiplantae; Streptophyta; Magnoliopsida; Fabales; Fabaceae
Product: WEB family protein At1g12150-like
Exons: 2
Coding region: 24-1754 (576 amino acids)
Source: RefSeq, a predicted model, not a curated record
UUUGCAAGUAAGAAAAAUAUAUAAUGAGUUUCAGAAUUAGAGAUCAAGAAAGGGACACUGAUUCUCCAAGAGAGGCUGGAGAGAUUGACACAAGGGCUCCAUUCCAAUCUGUUAAAGCAGCUGUUAGUUUAUUUGGUGAAGUAGCCGUCUCAAAGGAAAAACGUUCUAUCAAGAGAAGAUCAUCGGAGAAUGUGCUGGAAAAGGAGACUCAGCUUCUCUUGGCCCAAAGAGAAUUAAACAAAAUAAAGAAACAGCUAGAAAGUGCUGAGAACACAAAAUCCAAAGCCCUCUCCGAGCUUGAUAAGGCCAAUGUGACCCUUCAGGAAUUGACAAAGAAGCUCAACAGUGUGAGGGAAUCUAAACAAUCAGCAAUAGAAGCUGCUGAAGCUGUGAAGAAUCAGGCCAAAGAACUUGAACAGGCACUAUCCCAAAAAGCUAUAGGAUAUGAAGCAUGGAAACAAGAACUAGAGCAUGCAAGAAAGGAGUACACAACAACAGUGAAGGAACUAGAUGCUUCCAAACAAGAACUCAACAAAAUAAGGCAGGAUUUUGACACAGCUUUGGAGGCAAAACUGGCUGCAUUCCAAACAGCAGGAGAGGCUCAACGUUCCGCAAAAUUGAACACAGAAAAGCUCCAUGAACUCAAAAACCAAGUUGCAACCAUGAAAGAACAAAUUGAACAUUUGAAGCUUGCCUCAUCACAAGCCCAAGAAGAUCAGGCAAAGGCCAUGGAAGAAAGAGAAGCACGGCUAAGUUUCUACGAAAAUGCCAAGGAAGAAGCACAGAAUAAAUUAAUUGCAUUGAAGAAUGAGUAUGAACCCGAACUAACACAAAGCCUUGAGGCCAAACUUGCUGAAACAAGUGAAGAGAUUCAGGUUCUCCAAAAGCAGAUACAAGAGGCACAUGCUUCUGAGAUGGAUUCAGUGAGACUAAUAACUUUGGAGAUCAAAGAAGCAACAAAAACACUUCAAGAAGUUGCUGAAGAAGAAACUUCCCUGAGAGACCUAGUGGAUUCCCUUAGGAAAGAAUUGGAACAAGUGAAGAAAGAGCAAGAGGAACUCAAGGAGAAGGAAAAGGCAGCAGAAGCUCUAGCUGUUGACCUAACUGAUCAACUACAGAGUAAACCAGAAGAGACAAUGGACAAAGAAUCUGAUAACAUUGAUGAGAUAGAAUUGAAGAUCAAACACCUUUCAUUUGAGACAGAAACUGCAAGAAGGGAAGAGGAAGAAAUGAGAUCUAAAACACAAGAGCUGAAGCAAGAAGCUGAAAAAUCCAAAGCAGUGGCAGAAGAACUAGAGAAAAAACUAGAGCUUUACCUGAAACAAGCUGAGGAAGCAAAAGCAGCAGAACAAAGAGCCAUUGAGGAGAUGAAGAUGAUGUCAGACAGUGACAACACCCAAGACACAGUCUCAGUUGCAGAUUCCAAUGGGAAGAUUGUGUUGACAGUUGAUGAGUUUGCAGCACUGAGUGGGAAGAUCAAGGAAUCUGAAGACUUGAUUGACAGAACAGAAACAGCAGUAAUGGCUCAGGUGGAAGCAAUCAACUCAAGAAAGAAUGAAGUGGACAGAAAGGUGGAGGCAAACCUGAAAGCAAUUGAGGAAAUAAAGGCUGCAACAGAUAUGGCUCUGAGGAAUGCAGAGAUGGCAGAUUCUGCAAAGGUUGCAGUUGAGGGUGAACUAAAAAAGUGGCGUCAAGAAGAACAAAACUUGGAUUACUCAGACAAUUCCUCAAGACCAAUCUCUCUGCGUAUUUAGAAUUGAAAUGCCAAAUGGGGUUAUCAUUUAUCAAUAUUCAAUAGCAUUUAUUGGCUUUGUGCCUUUCUCUUGGGAGAUUAGAGGCUCCUUGAAUCACAUGAUCAAUCAUUUAUGCAUAAAAAAAACUCUCCCAUUUCGCUUUCAAAGCCAUGUCAAUGUUUCCAUCUUCCAUGCAAAUGUGAAUGCUCAUUGUCAAAGUCCUGGUUUCUUGAGUUCCUAGGGAACACAGAAGUUUCAUAUUGUUUUUUUCCACAUUUUAGGGAAAAUAUGUUUAGAUGUAGUUGUUGGUUGGUUUUCAUUAUUUACCAUCGUGGUAAGGUGAAGAAGCUUGUCGAAGAACAUGCAUGAUAUAAUUAUAAAACAUGUAUAUCUGUCUCCCAAGAAGCCAUUCAAAUUCAAAGUGGCUGAGGCUAGCUUUUGCUUAUUGUUGUUGCAUGCAUGAAUAACUAGCUAUAUAUUGUAAGUUACCAAUUACCACGUAU